Scatophagus argus is the source of this 3140-nucleotide messenger RNA. RefSeq lists its product as uncharacterized. Lineage: Eukaryota; Metazoa; Chordata; Actinopteri; Scatophagidae. The record is from RefSeq and is a predicted model, not a curated record. Bases 738 to 2888 code for a protein of 716 amino acids. Gene Ontology annotation, cellular component: Z disc; cell-cell junction; sarcolemma. Gene Ontology annotation, biological process: skeletal muscle organ development. The transcript has 11 exons.
ACACACACACACACACACUUUUUUCUCCUGCCUCCUUAAUUUCCCUCAGAAGCAGUUAAUUCGGUUUCUUUUUCCCUGCACACUCUGGUUUUAGCAUGUUGAAAACAGACCAGACUAAUAAGUACUAAUUUACGUCAAAUCUUGCCAGGGCUCUUUGUUCCUCUGCGGCCUCAUCAGCUCACCCUCCAGCUUCUGCUCAGCAUUCAAUUAAAGUCCCUCAUCCCAUCAGAGCAGAUCACAUCAGUGCUGCACCUACUGGCUGCUCUGCUUGACCGGACCCUGCCUGCUUGUCUGUCAGCCGCCCAGCACUGUAGUGGACACUGAGGUGGUAGAUGUACCGUAAUCCUGGCAAAACCCAUUAUGUUUCUGUUAAGCCACCCAUUUGUCUCUCUUUAUUUUGCAGAGAGACAAAGGGGUGAAGUCCACCAAUGCUGUCAGCCACUAUCCCAGCCCAGCUCUGCUCCUCACAAGAUGCUGUCAGAUAUCUGAGCAGCAGGUCAAGUCUGAGUUGGUGCAGAGGUUCAAGAUUCCACAAGUGUUGGCUCAUGAACCGGGCUGUGUUUGACAGGGCCUGGGCAUGGCUUGCAAUGAGAAGUAUAAAACCUGAGACUGACCUACAGGGAAUGCAAACAAGGUGGAUUUACUGUGAAGUGCAGUAAACCACAGACAGACCCUGUUUGAGCAUUUCUUUCAUCACUCCUCAGAGAACCAGAGGAAAGACACUUGCUGCUGCCACCAUGAGCCGUAGCCCAGAGAGGAUCUCGUCCUACCGCCGUCACUUUGAGGACAGCAGCAGUUCAUCCUACCAGGUCAGGGUGUCCAGCCCGUCACCCAUUAGGAGAGACACCCGCCAUGCCUCCGCCGGUUACCCCUGCAGAGCCGUGGCCAGCAUCAAGCGUGUGGACUCAGUGGGUCGGAGGACAGUCUCAGCUGCACGCAGGACUCGUGUGAUUGGAGCAGGUGUGAGUGCAGGAGCCAUGGUAUGUGUUGGGCUAAGCGGAGAGCCUGCUAUGGAUCUGAAUGUGGCUGCAGCUGAGAACCGAGAAUUUCUCAACACCCGCACAAGUGAAAGACAGGAGAUGAUUGUCCUCAAUGACAGGCUGGCUGUAUACAUUGACAAGGUUCGAUCACUUGAGCAGCAGAACAAGCUACUAGAAGCAGAGAUCAUGGCCUACCAGAACCGCUUUGAGAAGCCAACAGGUUUGCGCCUCUUAUAUGAGGAACAGCUGAAGGAGCUGAAAAAGAUCGCUGACCAGAUGAGAGUUCAGCGGGACAUCUCCUUGGCGGCUAAGGAGUCCACAACUGCUCAACUAGAGGCAAUAAAAAUCAAGUAUGAGGAGGCAGUGGAGCUGAGGAGGAAAGCUGAGUUAGACAUUGAAGCUUUACGUCCAGAUGUUGACAAAGCCACCUCCUCACGCAUUGCCUUGGAGAAGAAACUGGAGCAAAUGGAGGUUGAAAUUGAAUUCCUAAAACGGGUCCAUCAACAGGAAAUUGAUGAACUCAUGAAGCAGAUCUACACAGCUCGGGUCUCAGCUCAGAGUGCAUUCACUGUACCUGACCUGGCAGCUACUUUGAAACAAAUCCAGACUCAAUAUGAUGACAUUGCAGCCAAAAACCUCCAGGAUAUGGAUUCAUGGUAUAAAGACAAGUUUGAAGAUCUCACGGAUAAGACUACAAGGCACCUGGAUAAAGUUCGAAGCUUCAGAGAACAAAUAGCUGGUGCCAAAAAGGAUAUCCAAAGCAAAGAACGUGAUCUGGAUGUCCUGCGUACCAGGAAUGAAGCUCUCGAGGCCCAGAUCCGAGAGACACAAGAAAAGUACAGGAAGGAACUGGAAGACCUGCAGGCUCGGAUUGAGGCCCUGCAGCUUGAGCUGAAAUCCACCAAGGAGAAAAUUGCUCUGCACCUGCGUGAGUACCAGGACCUCCUGAAUGUCAAGAUGUCUCUGGAGAUUGAGAUUACAACAUACAGAAAACUUAUUGAAGGAGAGGAUCUGCGACUGUCUGGCAUGGUGCAAACCCUGUCUCUGGCCAACUGCAGCACAAGUGCCAUUGGUGCUGGAAUGAGCUUUAGUGGAGGAGGUAUGGGUGGUGUUGGUGAAAUGGGUGGGGGCAUGGGUUCUGGAAGCAUGGGCACUGGUUCAGGCAGUGCUGCUGGAGAAAUGGGUGGAAGAGGUCCGAGUGACAAGAAGGGUCCUGUUGGUAGGGCAGGUGGGGAGGACGUGGGAGUUGCUCGUGGACUGCAAGCUAGAGAUAUAAAUGGAGGUGUAAGAGCUAGUACAGAUGGUGCGGGUGUUGGUGGAAGAAUUAGUGGUAUUGGCUCUGGUGCUGAAAGCUUUGGUGCUGGUGUGGGUGCUGCAGGUUUGGACACCGGGACUGGAGUUGCUAGUACUGGUGGUGGAGGCAAAGGUGACAGUAGAGUGGGUGGUGUUGGAAUGAGUGCAGAUGGCGGCACUGCCGGUACAGGUAACAUGGGUACUACUAGCACGGGGGUCACUGGAGGAAAUGGUGGUGUUGGUAGAGGGAUGGGUAAUGGAAUUGGUGGAAGCAUAGAUAGAGAUGGAGAUAAAGAUAGUGGAAUAGGUCCUACUGGAAUGAGUGGCGGAAUAAGAGGCAGUGGAAGAACUGAGAGUGUGGGUGGAGGUGAUGUGGGUGGAUUAUCAGGCACUAGUGGAAUGGUUACGGUUGGUGGAGGUGUGGGUGGUGUUGAUAUGGGACAUGGAUCCGGUGGAUAUAACACCAACAGUGAUGCCUACCCAGAGCAGGCCGUGGAGCUGACGGAGAGAAGGACAGUGCUCAUCAGAACAGUCAAAAAUGAGGAUGAUGUGCUGGAGACGGACCACCAGGAGCAAACCUUCACCAUCACUGGUGCAGCCAAUGACGAUGACUGACCAGCACGAAUUCCCAAGUGACCUCCUGUCGCCCUUAAACCUCCAUGCCCCUCUGAGCUUUGCACUGACCAAAACCCAUGUCUGGGCGCUGACCUUUGCCCUUUGCCCUGGACAAGAAGACCAUGACUGACCCUUUGCUAGAGUGAAACCUUCAUUUCAUAGGGUUUAAAUUUGCUUCACUAGGAACACUGAACAUGGUCUCUAAACUUUUGUGUGCCUUACACCUCCCUCUUGUUUUCGACUUGCUGCAAA